Molecule: messenger RNA, 4780 nt
Organism: Astyanax mexicanus (Mexican tetra)
Lineage: Eukaryota; Metazoa; Chordata; Actinopteri; Characiformes; Acestrorhamphidae
Gene: aoc2
Product: amine oxidase copper containing 2
Exons: 4
Coding region: 77-2353 (758 amino acids)
Biological process (GO): amine metabolic process
Cellular component (GO): plasma membrane
Molecular function (GO): quinone binding; primary methylamine oxidase activity; copper ion binding
Source: RefSeq, a predicted model, not a curated record
AUUUAACCCAGCUCCAGCCUGCACAUCUGCAUUCCUCCACACUGCUCCAGCUCAGGCCCUCUGCAUCUGCACAGGCAUGGUUGCUCAAGUCACCAACUCCCUGGUCAAGUGCCUGCUGAUCAUCCUUGGACUCAUCUCAGUCAUUGUGAACAUUGUGCUGAUAUGCUUGAACUCUAACAGGCUUCCAAAAUGCCACCUUCAAGUGCCCGACUCCAUCACAGCCAACCACACGGACCACGGCUCCAUUUUUGCAGAUCUCACACCCAAGGAGUACCAAGCAAUCCGGGAUUACAUGUGGAGCCAGAAAGACUUGAGGAUCUCUCAUUCCCUCACUGCAAAGCCUUCAGAAAACUUCCUCUUUUUAAUUGACCUCCAGCUGCCGAAGAAACGGGAUGCUCUGCAAUAUUUGGACCACCAUGCUCAGAAACCCCAGCGCAAAGCCACCGUGGUUGUGUUCUUUGGAGAAUUUUCCCACCUCAAGGAAUAUGAAGUAGGACCCUUGCCUGGUCCCCUUCAUCACCGAGAUGUCACGAAGGAAAGAUAUAAAAUGGAUGCUCUCCCAUUCGCUGCCAGGACAGUGACCAUUGGGGAAUAUGUGGAAAUUUUCACAUUCCUGCAUCUCAAGGUGUUUCAGAAGCUUGAGACGGAGCUAAGAGAAAGCUUUGGCUACAUCCCCAAUAAGAGUGAGCUGAACCCCUUUGAAGGAAUGCCAAGAGGACUCAAGCCAGGGGAUCGAAAGACGUGGAUUUCAUUCUUCCGUGAUGAAAGUGGCAUGUACAUUCAUCCAGUGGGUUUUGAGGUUUUAAUCAACCAUGAAAAUAAGAAUUCAUCCAAUUGGACAUUGGACAAGCUGCUCUACAAUGGCGUAUACUUUGACACAAUUGAGCGCUUCAAACAGAGCUAUGAGAAAGGCACUGUCAAAAAAAUUGUAUUCAAGAAGAUUCCCAACUAUGCCUCACUGAAACCAAGAAGAAAGCCAACUGGCGUGAGUCCACAGCAGUCUUAUUUGCAAGGGAAACGAUUCAGCGUGAAAAACAACCAAGUUAUCUACAUGGAUUGGAGCUUUGCCUUCGGCCUGAGCUCCCUCACAGGCAUGCGAGUCUUCGAUGUCCGCUUCAGGGGGGAGCGAAUUGCCUACGAGAUCAGUGUUCAGGAGGCCAUGUCCGUGUACGGGUCCAACACACCUGGCAUGAUUCUCACAAAGUUCUUGGACUCCAGUAUCGGGAUCGGUCGUUUCGCACACGAGCUGGUGAGGGGUGUGGACUGCCCCCAAGUGGCCACCUACGUCGACGUUUACCGCUACAUAGACACUAAUGCCACACAGCGCUUCCGUAACGCCAUCUGCGUCUUUGAGUAUGACGUUGGCCGGCCACUGAGGCGCCACUUCUCUGACUUCUUCCACAACAGUUAUGGUGGUAUGGCCAACAGCGCCCUCUACUUUCGCACAAUCACAGCCAUCGGCAACUACGACUACAUCUGGGAUUUCAUCUUCUACCAGAGCGGCUCUGUGGAGGCCAGGGUGCAUGCCACCGGCUACAUAUCCUCGUCCUUUAAAAUUGAUGGAAGCCUCAGGUAUGGCCACCAGGUCGCGCACAAUGUGCUUGGAAACAUCCACACGCAUUUUGUCAACUUUAAGGUGGAUCUGGACAUUUUAGGUGUAAACAAUAAUUUUCUGACGAAGGACAUGGCGUACGAGGAGGUGGAUUUGCCUUGGACGAGUGAGCGGAAGGCGAAGGUGCCAUAUUUGGUGGAAAAUCAGCUGAAGACGGAGUUACAGGCAGCGCUGACACAUGCAAGAUCUCCUCGCUACCUUCACGUGGCCAGCAAUCAGACCAACCGCUGGGGUCAUCACCGGUCCUACAGGCUGCAGGUGACCAGCUUCGCUGGAGAUCAUCUCCCCGAGAGUGAGCCGGAGGAGAAGAGCAUGUCCUGGGCACGGUACAAAGUUGCCAUAACGAAGUACAAAGACGAGGAGCCGACCAGUAGCAGCUUGUAUGGACAGAACUACAUGUGGGAUUCGGUGGUUGACUUCAGCAAAUACAUCGGAGAUGAUGAGUCCAUUCAGAACGAGGACCUGGUUGCGUGGGUGACCGCAGGUUUCCUCCACAUCCCACAUGCCGAAGAUAUUCCCAACACGGUUACCGUAGGCAAUGGGGGUGGGGUCCUGCUGAGACCUCACAACUACUUCGAUGAAGAUCCAUCCAUUCACUCGCCGGACGGUGUGUACUUCCUCCCUGGUUCAGAGCAGGACUGUGAGUACAACCGGGUGGCGUGUUUAGAGAAGGAACUCUGCAGUCCCACACUGGAGCCGUACACCUACAACGGCUUUGAAGGAGUCUUGAAAUUUGAUUAGUAGCUCCCACUGUGAACUGGUAGCAGUUAGAUAUCGAGUGACUGGACUUUAAUAUAGGCUUCUUCAGGUGUGAUUAGUUGUCUUCCAGAUGUAUUGGAUCAUCAAGACGUGUUUGGUGUCAGCAGGUUGCUUUUUUAUUUUAGCACUUGAGCUAGAAUGCUAAUGUAGCUAACAAUAGCUACAAUUAAUGAAGUUUAUGGACACCAAUUAGCAUCAUCUAAAUUAUCACACACAUGAAUCAUAUCGAGGGGUUCAGAAUUGUAAGUGUUGGGACACCUGUUCAUUUAUUGUUUCUUCCAGUAUCAAUGGUAGUAUAAAAGAUUUGCACCUGCUUUUUUUGGAGUAACUGUCUCUACUGUCCAGGGUAGCAAGUUCAGCAAAGUCGGUAUGGCCAGUUAGCAUGCUGGCUAAUUUUUCGAGCUACCAAACCACCAAAGAGAAAAUUGCUUCACAAUUCUAAUCUUGGAAUACAUUUUUUUAAAUAUUAACAUUUAUUGAAAUCAACCAUUUUGGAGAUACAAUGUUUUUGUCUGACAGCAUUGAUAGACUCCUUAAAUGAAUGUAUAAAAGACAGUUUUGGGCCACAGCAAAGUUCACAUUACUGUAAUCUGGGGAUCAGCCUUUUAGCUCCAGUGCAAAACUAGAAAAACAGCUUCAGACACGUCUCAGGCAUGUCUUGGCUGAUGAACUACAUCUGGGCUAAGAAGAGUAAACAGUUUAAGAGUCUAGUUUCCUCCAAUUCUAACUACUAGAGAGUUCAACAAUUAAAAAAUGUCACCUGAACUUUAAUUUUAUUUUUUUUCCAACUUUUCUUAUCUUACACUGUUUUUUCUAUUUUUUUAAAAGCUAUAUGAUUGUAUAUGUGAACAUUAGAUUGUUUUUUUUAUCUGCAUCGUUUUUGUGUGAUAGCGAUGUAAAUAUAAAUGCAAAUAUUUUCUCUCUAUUUUUUUUUAUUAAUGCACUGCAAAAACACAGGCUCUGUAUUUACUCUGUAUGUGACACCUCAUGUAUUAAACUGUUAUAAUGGAUUUUGUUAUUUUUAUUAUUAUCUACAUUGUAGAGUAAUAUUGAAGUCAUCUAAACUGUGAAGGAAGGCAUAUGCAAUUAUGAACUAAACAAAACAAAACAAAAAAAGCUAAAAUGCUUUUUAUACUUUAGAUUCUUUAAAGUAGUACAUUUUGCUUUGAUGCCAACUUUGCCCAACCCUUGGCAUUAUUCUCUCAGUACAGAGAUCCUGGGAUGGUUCUUUAACUGUCUUAAAGGAGUUCUAGAGGUGUUGAGCUCUUAUUAAUUGCUUUACUUCACUCUGCUCUGCUUCGACUCAUCCCAAAACACCUUGGGUUAGGUUUUCUUGUCAGGUGUUUUUUUUUUUAUCAUCUUCUUUCUAUCAUCUUUUAAAAUGUGUAUGUGUUUCUUCAUAGUUUGUAAGUCUUAAAUAUGAAUCUACAAUGUAGCAAAUAAUACAAAUAAAGUUAAUAAGAAAUAUUAAUAAGAAAUUGUGGAAGGUAUUUGUGUAAUAUUGUGUUAUUACUGGGAAACGAUCCAAACUGUUUGACUAGAACCAAAAACUGACAGCUUACUAUGAUUUAUGCUUAAACAGUAAGGGCUUCUGGUGUUUUCUUUUCAUUUCUGCAUUGUUGUUGCAUUGGCUCAGUUUAUGAUUUUAUCAGUACAAUCAAAUUGAAAUGUCAUGCUGUGAAUUUUAUUAAAGAGCACAUGUCUUUCACUUUUUUCACUUUUAAAAAACAUUGUUUUUAUAAUAAGGUCAAUUUUCGUUAGUUUCAUACAUGGAAAAACAACACAUUUUGUAUUCAUUGACUGUUGUGAUGUUAACACAGCAUAUGUGCCCCUACUCACGAAAAGCAGUUUAGCCCCGCCCACUCACGCUGAAGUUAUAAGGAGAGUUUCAGUCCAGACGGUGUUCUGAAUGUGCUGUAAUAUGCUUUAACCAUCAGCACCUUAGUAUGUAUGUUUCACUGCUAAUGCACAAAAUAUAUCUGGACUGUAUUUACAGUUUGUUUUAAGACUUUUCCUAAACCAUAUUAGAGCUGUAAAUCAUAACAGAUAAAUGAAACUUUUUCUCUGGACUUGUGUUACAUGUUAAAUGACAUAAGGCAGAACUUUUUUUCACAACAUUUAUUUGAAAUUAUUUCAUAAAGAAUUGACCAAUAAAAAUGCUCCAAAAUGACUUGGAAUACUAUAUUUUUAGAAUGUUUUUUAGAAUUUUUUACCUGUAAAGUUGCUGUUUUUAAUAUUCACCACUGACAAUAGAUAAUGUUUAUAUGGUGUUUUGUAGGUUUUAUGUUGUUAUUAAUUCAAGAAGUCAGUGUUUUUACCCUAAAAGUAUCUCUGAUAAAUGCCUUUUAUAACGAUUGGGAUCAUUUAGGAGAUAAAGAGUCAAUAAAACUACUGAUGCUAUGAAACGAA